AUGUUCAUCGCUUUUUCCUUAUCGAAUUCUCUGCGUCUCUCAAAAAUCGGUGCCGCCAGGCAAUUUAACAUUCUAAACGCGUCAAACGUUCCCAGGAAACCCUUCAAAUUUGUUGGUGUCGCCAAGUUUCCCAAGCGAUCCUUAGAAAUGGCGUGGCGUUGUUCGGCUGAUAGUAAUGACGGCUUGGUGGAUAAUUUGAAGAAGAACAAGAUCAUACGUUCGGAAAGAGUUGAGAAGGCCAUGAGGUCAGUUGACCGAAAAAACUACGUCAGCAAUAGUCCAUAUACGGAUUCGCCUCAAUACAUAGGCUAUGGCGCGACGAUCUCGGCACCUCACAUGCAUGCUAUCGCUUUGGAAAACCUCGAACCAUUCUUGAAGCCCGGAAUGAAGGCCCUAGACAUUGGAUCUGGUUCCGGUUACUUGACGGUUUGUAUGGAGGAAAUGGUUGGACCCGAAGGAAAGGUUACCGGCAUAGAGCACAUCCCUCAACUGGUGGACAUGGCCAAGUCAAAUGUCCAAAAAGAUCGACCGGAACUUUUAGAAUCCAAGCGGGUAGAGUUCAUAGUUGGGGAUGGCAGAGAGGGGUACGCAGGAGGUGCACCCUACGAUUGCAUUCACGUUGGUGCCGCUGCUGGAACCACACCACAAGCCCUAAUUGACCAGCUUAAGGCUCCCGGUCGAUUGUUCAUUCCCGUGGGCCAUGAUAAUGAGAAUCAGACCAUUUAUCAAUAUGACAAAGAUGUUAACGGAGAGGUUACCAAGAGGUCACUGAUGGGAGUGAUAUAUGUUCCGCUUACUGACGCUCGCAAGCAACUGAACGCCAAUUUUGCGGCUUUGAGGCGCUCUUCAAGCAUGGCUCUACGUUGCGUUUCGUCAAACGCAGGACAGGGCAGAAAGGGUGGUGCGGCCACCAUGAAUACGGCAAAUAAGGCUACCGUUGAAAAUAAAGUUAACGUAACCUUGGAUUUUUGCGCGGCUGUUAGUCUUGGAGGUCUGGAUCCGGAAAUUUUGCAGAUGGUGCCUCAACCCGUCAAAGCCGUACUUAUCUUAUUCCCCAUAAAUGAUGCUCACGAACAACAUAGCAAGGAAGAAGCGGAGCGCAUCCAAGAGAAAGGGCAGGAAGUAUCUUCGGAAAUUGUGUUUUACAAGCAAACCAUUUCUAACGCAUGUGGGACGAUCGGGUUGUUGCAUUCUUUGGCCAAUAACCUCGAUUCCAUUAAAAUUGAUGAUGGUCCACUCAAACAAUUGUUGGAUAAAACCAGGAGUGGGACGCCGUUGGAACGCGCCAAGUUGCUCGAGGAAGACGGGGAACUGGCGGAGGCACACAAAGCUUCGGCCCUGACGGGACAAUCCAGACCCCCAUCGGAAUUAGAUAAAGUCAACACACAUUUUGUGUGCUUUAUUCAAAAAGACGGGUCGCUCUAUGAAUUGGACGGCCGAAAAUCUUCUCCCAUUAAUCAUGGUUCAUGCACUGACUUGUUAUUGGAUUCCGCUAAAAUUAUCAAACAAUUCAUGGAUCGCGUUCCAGGAAACCUUCAGUUUACCAUGAUAGCACUCGCGCCAAAACAAUUUGAUUGA
This is a messenger RNA of Acaulospora colombiana, 1578 nucleotides long. Lineage: Eukaryota; Fungi; Glomeromycota; Glomeromycetes; Diversisporales; Acaulosporaceae. The record is from the annotation of a GenBank genome assembly.